AUAGCAUCUCGAUUCUCGACUCUCUACCUCUACGAUUUGGUAGAGUUUGAUGUUUGAUGGCCUAAAAGGACUUGGGCUACUAAAUUUAUUCUUUGUCAACAAACUGUGUCUGUUGAAAGGCAGCUGGGUUAGUUGUUACAUGAUUGGAGAUUGAAGUGUCAAGAUGGAAGAACUGGAGAAACUAGAAUACCUUUCACUUGUGUCAAAAGUCUGCACAGAGCUGGAAAACCAUCUUGGAAUCAAUGAUAAAGAUCUUGCGGAGUAUGUGAUUGAACUUGCAGACAAAAAUGGCACUUUUGCUACAUUCAAGAAAGCCCUGGAAGAGAGAGAUGCCCUGUUCUCUGACUCUUUAAUCGCAAACUUACUGCGUCUUAUCCAAAAGAUGAAACCAAAACAGAAAGAAAAAAGUUUUGAAGAGUCUGAAAGAGAGGAGGACAAGAAAGUUGAUGUUGACUUAAACAGACAACUUUUCCCUGGGUUGGCUCUAGCUGAUGAUCCAAAAGUCAGAAGCAUGCUUGAUGAUGAUGAAGUCUUGAGCAGCGAUGAGGAGAAGCAGAGCAGCAAGCUGAAGCCGUCGUCCUCGAGCACUAAAGAGGAGAAAAGUGUCACUUCUAAGGGUGAAGGCGGUGACCAGAGCGUGGCAGACAGCAUGAUGCUGGAGCUGGAAGCGCUGCUGGGGAAAGCCUCGGGGAAGACCAAAGAGAGCAAGGACAAGGAUGGAGGCAGCAGGAGCAAGAACCGCAGGAGCAGAAGCAGGAGUAAAGACAGAGACCGAGACAGGAAAAGGAAAAAGAGGUCUAGAAGUAGAGAUAGAUCUCGCAGCAGAUCUCCUGCCCGGCGAAGAGACAGAGAUAGAGAAAGAGAUCGAGACAGAGACAGAUCAAGAGAUCGAGACAGAGACAGAUCAAGAGAUCGUGACAGAGACAGGGAUAGAGAUCGGGACAGGCAUCGAGACAGACGUCACAGAAGAGACAGUAGGUCAAGGUCGGGAAGCAGAGACAGGGAUCGCCGCCACAGAGACAGAGCUGAGCGGAAGACUCGAGACUCUGACAAGGCAAAAGAGAAGGAGAAGUACAACGAUAUUCCUUUGGAACCUGUUGUCGGAUCGAUUUAUGAAGGAAAAGUUACAUCAAUUUUACCAUUUGGUUGUUUUGUGCAACUAGAAGGGUUGCGGAAACGUUGGGAAGGAUUGGUACACAUUUCACAGCUACGGAGAGAAGGACGAGUCAUAAAUGUCAGUGAUGUGGUGAACAGAGGACAAAAAGUCAAGGCAAAAGUUCUUUCAUUCACUGGAAAUAAACCCAGCUUGUCUAUAAAGGAUGUUGACCAAAGCACUGGGGAGGAUCUGAACCCCAGUCGUGUGCGUGUUGGAGGAGAGGUGAAAGAUGGGGAGGAAAAUUCUGCCAGAAACCCGGACAGGCCGAGCACCCUGCCACUUGUGGAUGCCCCAGAGCUGGAAGACGAAAAGUCUGAGAUGAAGACGUUCAAACGACUUUCCUCACCUCAGCGCUGGGAGCUGAAGCAGAUGAUGGCGGCCAACUGUAUCGACAUAACAGCUCAUCCGGACUUUGACGAGGAGACGGGACUUUUGCCUAAAGAAGAUGAUUCUGAUGAAGACGUGGAAGUGGAAAUGGUGGAAGAAGAACCCCCAUUUUUACAAGGUCAUGGCCGUCAGUGGGUCGAGCUUAGCCCGGUCAAAAUUGUCAAGAAUCCUGAUGGCUCCUUGGCGCAGUCUGCGAUGAUGGGAAACGCUCUGCAGAAAGAGAGGAGGGAAAUGAAGCAGGCCCAGAGGGAGGCUGAGGUCAGCACUGUGCCAGCCGGUCUCAACAACGACUGGAUUGACCCAAUGCCUGAAGAUGGUGGCAGAACUCUGGCAGCUAACAUGCGUGGAGUGGGCAUGGCACCCAAAGAAGAACCAGAGUGGAAGAAACACAUCAGUGGUGGAGCUAAGGCCUCCUAUGGUAAAAAGGAAAACAAGACCAUCAUUGAGCAGCGUCAGAGCUUGCCUAUCUUCAAAUUGAAAGAUGAUCUUCUCAAGGCUGUCCAUGACAAUCAAGUUUUGAUUGUCAUUGGGGAGACUGGCUCUGGCAAGACGACUCAAAUCACGCAGUACCUGGCAGAAGCUGGCUACACCACACGUGGAAAGAUUGGCUGCACGCAACCCAGACGUGUGGCUGCCAUGUCCGUGGCAAAGAGGGUGUCAGAAGAAUUUGGUUGUCGGCUUGGCCAGGAGGUUGGGUACACUAUCCGUUUUGAAGACUGCACCAGUCCAGAGACAAAGAUCAAGUACAUGACAGAUGGUAUGUUGCUGAGAGAGCACUUGAUCGACGGAGAGAUGACCCAGUAUGCCAUCAUCAUGUUGGAUGAAGCUCACGAGCGGUCCAUUCACACUGAUGUUCUCUUUGGCCUCUUGAAGCAGGCUGUUAAAAAACGACCAGAUCUAAAACUUAUUGUUACGUCUGCCACUCUAGAUGCUGUGAAAUUUUCACAAUAUUUCUAUGAAGCUCCUAUCUUCACAAUCCCUGGUCGAACAUACCCUGUGGCAAUUCUGUACACAAAAGAAGCAGAAACUGACUAUUUGGAUGCAUCUCUCAUCACUGUCAUGCAGAUUCACCUCACAGAACCACCAGGUGACGUUUUGCUGUUCCUCACGGGUCAAGAAGAGAUUGACACAGCCUGCGAGAUUCUGUAUGAACGCAUGAAAGCAUUAGGCCCAGAGGUUCCUGAGCUGCUCAUUUUGCCAGUAUACAGUGCUUUGCCUUCUGAAAUGCAGACAAGAAUCUUCGAGCCUGCUCCUCCUGGGUCAAGAAAGGUCAUUAUUGCAACCAAUAUUGCAGAGACGUCCUUGACUAUAGACGGCAUUUACUACGUGGUUGAUCCAGGAUUUGUCAAACAAAAUGUGUACAACUCAAAAACAGGAAUGGAUCAGCUGAUUGUUACACCUAUUUCUCAGGCUCAAGCCAAGCAGAGAGCUGGUCGUGCCGGGCGCACUGGGCCAGGCAAGUGCUACCGUCUGUACACUGAGCGUGCCUACCGCGACGAGAUGCUGUCCACAAAUGUUCCUGAGAUUCAGCGCACCAACUUGGCCUCCACUGUGCUCAGUCUGAAAGCCAUGGGGAUCAAUGACCUGUUGGCCUUUGACUUCAUGGACGCCCCACCCAUGCAGACGUUGAUCUCCGCCAUGGAGCAGCUUCAUGCUCUCAGUGCACUGGACGACGAGGGGCUUCUUACCAGGCUUGGGAGGAGGGACAAGCAAGCCAUUGCAGACUCAAAGAAAGCCAAGUUCCACCAGUCAGAGGGAGAUCACUUGACACUACUCGCUGUUUAUAACUCUUGGAAAAACAACAAGUUCUCCAGCCCAUGGUGUUAUGAGAACUUUGUGCAGAUAAGGACUCUAAAGAGGGCCCAGGAUGUCAGGAAGCAAAUGUUGGGCAUAAUGGAUAGGCAUAAACUUGAUGUUGUAUCCUGUGGAAAGAAUACAGUGCGGGUGCAGAAAGCCAUUUGCAGUGGAUUUUUCCGAAAUGCUGCCAAAAAGGAUCCCCAAGAGGGUUACAAAACAAUUGUGGACAGUCAGGUGGUGUACAUCCAUCCUUCAAGUGCUCUAUUCAACAGGCAGCCAGACUGGGUGAUAUAUCAUGAGCUUGUGCUGACGACCAAAGAGUACAUGAGGGAAGUCACAGCCAUUGACCCCAAGUGGCUGGUGGAGUUUGCCCCCAAGUUCUUCAGGCACUCGGAUCCAACGAGGCUGAGCAAGCAGAAGAAGCAGCAGAAGAUUGAGCCUUUGUACAACAAAUAUGAAGAGCCUAACUCAUGGCGUAUCUCCAGGGCCUUCAGAAAGUUCCACACUAAAGUUACUUUUUAGACUUACCCCUAUGUCACUGAUUGUAUGUACAGCUUUGGUAGUUUGCCAUCAAGAUGUUCCAUUUGUUUGAACUACCUUUUGAGAUGCAGGAUUCUCAGUUGUAUAGUUUAAGACAUUGGGAGGGUCAGGUCUUUUUUCAUGUUGACAACUCCUUACUUACUUUAUAAGGAGUCAGUUCUGUUAUCAAGUUUCUCACUGGACCCUGGCUUUUUUCAGCUUGACAGUCACUGUAGUGUUGUCUUUUUGGGUUAAUUAAAAUUCUUUAUUGAUGAAACAAUAAAGAUAUAGGAUUGAGAAUUGGCACCUUGUACAAUAUUUUAAAAAUAAAAUGUCCAUGUUAUUUUACUUGCAUCUAAAAUAAAUCUUCAUAAUUAUCACAUUCCCUGAAAAAAA
Aplysia californica (California sea hare) is the source of this 4255-nucleotide messenger RNA. Its product is annotated as ATP-dependent RNA helicase DHX8. NCBI's taxonomy places the organism in Eukaryota, Metazoa, Mollusca, Gastropoda, Aplysiida, Aplysiidae. Gene Ontology annotation, biological process: mRNA splicing, via spliceosome; spliceosomal complex disassembly. The record is from RefSeq and is a predicted model, not a curated record. Gene Ontology annotation, molecular function: ATP binding; RNA binding; RNA helicase activity. Gene Ontology annotation, cellular component: intracellular anatomical structure; catalytic step 2 spliceosome.